Branchiostoma floridae (Florida lancelet) is the source of this 1671-nucleotide messenger RNA. RefSeq names its product protocadherin-15-like. The coding region runs from base 58 to 1671 and encodes 537 amino acids. The record is from RefSeq and is a predicted model, not a curated record. The transcript is spliced from 13 exons. Gene Ontology annotation, biological process: homophilic cell-cell adhesion. Gene Ontology annotation, molecular function: calcium ion binding. NCBI's taxonomy places the organism in Eukaryota, Metazoa, Chordata, Leptocardii, Amphioxiformes, Branchiostomatidae. Gene Ontology annotation, cellular component: membrane.
GCCGGCAUUCGAGAUCUUAGAUUCGUCGUUAGGUGCAAGACUAUAGCAACAGAUGCAAUGGUGGACAACAGUAUCAUAGCAACAGUUCUGGACCUGAAUGACAACACACCGAGUUUCGUCGGGGCACCAUACAGCCAGGAGGUCAUCGAGCUGACUCCCGUUGGGUCCACCAUUUUCCGGAGAUUGACAACUGAGGACCCAGACAGCAAUGAGAAUGGCAAGGUGUCAUAUCAGAUUGAGGGACAGAGUGACUAUUUCGAGAUUCCGCUACCGUCAACAGGUGACAUUGUUUUAAAGAAGUCUUUGGACUAUGAAGGUUUCCAACCCGGCGAGGAGAAGAAAUAUCUCAUCCCCAUCGUAGCACAUGAUUUGGCGGCAAACUUGAGCCUGCGCAAGUCCUCCACCACAACUGUGACCAUCAUUGUGACAGAUGGAGACGACCAGGCAGUCCAGUUUCUCCCGUGCAUUCAGCAGGGAGACAUCUGUGGCAGUCCGCUGUACGUCUCGUCUGUCAUGGAGAAUACAGAACCGCUAAACCAGCCCCUGACCUUUGACCCUGCACCUGUAUUUGCCAUAGACCUUGACACAGGUGUCCAGGGACCUCCUGGCAUAGUCUACAGUUUCUUAGCAGGCUCCCCAAGUGAUUUCCGGGACUACUUUGACAUAGACGGGCCAACAGGGAACAUCUCACUGAAACGACCCGUGGAGAGGACACAAGUAGAGGAGUUCAUCAUCACCAUCAAGGCAGAGCAGGAUGACAACCCCUUACGGUACGCCACAGCAGACGUGAAGAUUGGUGUAGAGGACGACGACGUCAACAAGCCUUACUUCUUCAUCUCCACUGGGGAGUCGCAGUUCAAAGGUUAUGUGCGAGAGUUCACAGGUCAAGCCGUCAUCGUCUUCAAAUAUGACGAGUCACCUCUGCUGCUAGAGGUCAGGGAUGACGACUUCACUGACAAGGUAGUUCCUAAGGGAGCCAUUCGCUACGAGCUGACAGACACUAGCGGCAGAUUCGAAAUUACACAUACGGGCUAUCUCCUCGUGGACGCCAACCAGUUGGACAUAGACAUUCAGAGGGAGUACCGGAUGACAGUGAGAGCUAUAGAGACAACAACAUUUCAGAAGCUAUCUACCGACGACGCGACUGUAGUCGUCACUGUCCUCAAUGGUACAGCCGAGGGGCCUUAUCAAGGAGGUUCUACCGGCCAUGUAUCCAUUGCUGCAAUGGCCAGUGUUGGUGUUGUUGCAGCACUCCUGCUGAUCGGGCUUGUUGCAGCAGUGACUUAUAUUGUUGUUUCAAAAAGAAAAGAUGGUACACCUCGAGCUUCGAAGACAGCUGAACACCGUCGUAACCCGGGCACUACAUGUAGAUCAGUCCCAACAUUUGACAAUCAAGCCUUUGAUGAAGUUGGCAACGGCAACAUCACAAAUCAACGUCAGGCCAUAUCAGCUGAUACUGAUAGUGAGUAUGCUGUUCCUGUUGUGGAAAGGAAUGGCCACAUGGAAGAGGGAGCCUACCAGCCACUGGACCCAAAUACUCGAAUAAACAGCGACUAUCAGAAACUAGAGAGAGGCACGAUUACUCAAGACAGUUCGUUCGACGACACGUACUACACAGACACUAGAACAAACCGCUCGAGCGAUGACGGCACUUACCUUGAAGUUAUGUGA